AAAAAGUACAAAUAAUUCCACACGAAAUUAUUCAACGCCAACGGAUGUAGAUGGAUAUUUUACAAUUCCAGAAUUUGGCUCAAUGUUGGCUUUUUUCGCCAAGAAUACAACCAUAUUAUUAUCCAUUUCCAUAUCCAGUUCCAGCAUCUAUUUUAAGUGGUUCUGGCUCUGGUGUUGGUUCGGCUGGCUUGGUUAGUGGAUCCCCAUCAUUAUCUGGAAGCUACAUCGGACAAUCACCUAUUGGAUCUAAUCCAUCUGGUUAUAAUUAUAAUUGGUACAACUAUCAAAACUAUCCAAGUUCUGGCGUUCUUUAUCCAUCGGGUAGUGGUAGUGGCGGAAAUACUGGCACUAGUGGUUAUGUUCCAGCUGGACCUUUCAGCAACUCAUUAUUUCCCACUAAUUCAGGAUUGACUGGUUUGCCUACAACGUCAUCAUUAUUUCCUAAUACUGGAUCUCUACUUCGUUCCUGGUGGACACGAAAAUUUACGAAAUUUGGAUCAUUAGGUAGCAGUUUGUCAGGGAAUCAAUACAGCGGAUAUGGAAUAACAAGCAACAGUCCUUGUACCGGAUAUUGGGCAAGCGGUAGUAAUGGAUCACCUUGUCCAUCGUCCAGUUUGUGCUGUUAUCCAUUAGUAAUACAGACCAAUGUUGAAUCUACAUCUCGGCCAUCUUAUUCGGAUUCAUCACCAUCCACUGCUGUCACGUAUCCAUCAAGUGGUUAUGUUUAUCAGCCAUCACAUCAUGGAUACAAAUCAUCAUCACAUUUAUCAUCACAAGCAUCCGAAAAUGUUGAUGAUGUGGUCGAUUCAAAUCAAAGUUCUUAA
This is a messenger RNA of Dermatophagoides farinae (American house dust mite), 824 nucleotides long. The record is from RefSeq and is a predicted model, not a curated record. Lineage: Eukaryota; Metazoa; Arthropoda; Arachnida; Sarcoptiformes; Pyroglyphidae.